Molecule: messenger RNA, 1323 nt
Organism: Acinonyx jubatus (cheetah)
Lineage: Eukaryota; Metazoa; Chordata; Mammalia; Carnivora; Felidae
Gene: LAPTM4B
Product: lysosomal protein transmembrane 4 beta
Exons: 7
Coding region: 231-911 (226 amino acids)
Cellular component (GO): lysosomal membrane
Source: RefSeq, a predicted model, not a curated record
CCUCCUCCUCCCGCAGCCUUCGGAGCGCAGGGUCCGGCCGCCGCAGCCGCUCGGAGCUCUCGGCAGAGGCGCGGAGCGCGGGCCACGGGCAAGCGGGGGAGCCGGGCAGGCAGCGGCAGCGGCAGCGGCGGGGGAGCCGGCAGCAGCCCCCCGGCGGGCCCCGAGCAACGCGGCCGACGCUCCUGCAAACUUGGGCGCGCGCUCGCGCCACGGCGCCCGCGGCCCGAGCGAUGAAGAUGGUCGCGCCCUGGACGCGGUUCUACUCCAACAGCUGCUGCCUGUGCUGCCAUGUCCGCACCGGCACCAUCCUGCUGGGCGUCUGGUACCUGAUUAUCAACGCUGUGGUACUGCUGAUUCUGUUGAGCGCCCUGGCUGACCCAGACCAGUAUCACUUUUCAAGUUCUGAGCUAGGAGGUGACUUUGAGUUCAUGGAUGAUGCCAACAUGUGCAUUGCGAUUGCAAUUUCUCUUCUCAUGAUCCUGAUUUGUGCAAUGGCUACUUACGGAGCAUACAAGCAACGCGCUGCCUGGAUCAUCCCGUUCUUCUGUUACCAGAUCUUUGAUUUCGCCCUCAACACCUUGGUUGCCGUCACUGUGCUUGUGUAUCCGAACUCCAUUCAGGAAUACAUACGACAGCUGCCUCCUAAUUUUCCCUACAGAGAUGAUAUCAUGUCCGUGAAUCCUACCUGCUUGGUCCUUAUUAUUCUUCUGUUUAUCAGCAUUAUCUUGACUUUUAAGGGUUACUUGAUUAGCUGUGUUUGGAACUGCUACCGAUACAUCAAUGGCAGGAACUCCUCUGAUGUCCUGGUUUAUGUUACCAGCAAUGACACUACGGUGCUGUUACCCCCUUACGACGAUGCCACUGUGAAUGGCGCGUCCAAGGAGCCACCACCCCCUUAUGUGUCUGCCUAAGCCUGAAAGUGGGGCAGAGCUGAGCGCAGCGGCUUGAUUUUCAGACGUCAGAGCAAUAGUUCUUUCAUUUCACUUCUGGGUUGAGUUCUCUGAGCUUAUUUGUUGCUGAAACGCUACAGUUUUAAAAUUUAGAUGUUCAGUUGAAUCCCUCUUUAGUUUUAAAGAUACGCUUCAGCUAGAGCACUGUGAUAGACUCACUGUAGAAUUCUUUGUGUAGGGGUGGGGCGCAGCGGGCUUACCUAGUCUUCCCUGGUUUUCCCUAGACAUUGAAACUUCCCAGCAGUGUGGAUGAACCUGGAGUCAGAGAAGUCUGUACCUGCUGGGCCCCAGAGUCGGGGGGAAUUAGUCAUCCUUUUUCUCUGUCUUCCCUCUGUCUCUUUUCAAAGUGUAAAAUAAAAUCGAAAUUAGACGA